Molecule: messenger RNA, 1596 nt
Organism: Phacochoerus africanus (Common warthog)
Lineage: Eukaryota; Metazoa; Chordata; Mammalia; Artiodactyla; Suidae
Gene: MUC15
Product: mucin 15, cell surface associated
Exons: 4
Coding region: 252-1253 (333 amino acids)
Source: RefSeq, a predicted model, not a curated record
CAUGCUGACAGCUGAGAAGCAGGUCAGUCAGGUUCCUGGGUGCUCUAUUACACAAGCAAGAUACAGCCAGCCCCACCUAAUUUUGUUUCUCUGGCACCCUCCUGUGCAGUGGGACGCUGUUGGAACACUUAACCCGUCUGCUUUCUCUAACGUGCAGUAGUCUCAUUCCAGACACGGCAGCUGUGAGAUUUCAGUUCCUGUUUGUAAACAACUCCUAGGCCUGAAGAUUCUCCUCAUUAACACCUAUACCAAUGAAGAUUACAAUGUUGACUUCAGCCAAAAUUCUGUUGAUUUUAACUUUGUUUAGUUUACUACUAUUUGGAAGCCAUGGGCAAGAAGGUCAAAGAAAAAAUACAACACAAAGCAUUUCAGAAGGCUUAAAAACAGGGGAAAAUGAAUCUGUUCCCUUGGAAAGUAAAGCAAAUUUAACCUUAGAUAAAGACAACAGAGAAACCUCCAAUUCCAAGGCAAGUAAUUUUUCUCUUGUGGAUCUAUCAAAUAAAACCCAUGGAACAAAUUCCCAUCAUAAUUUGUCAACAGACAACUUUUCCAGGAGUCCGAGCCCCAUGCCCACACCUUCCCCAAGCCCUAUCCACAGCUUUGUUUCUAAAUUGCCUUGGAAUUCAUCUAUAGCAGAUGAAAACUCUCUGCAAGUCUCUAUACCUUCCAAUGCUACAGCUACUGUAUCUUCUGAAAACAUCACUUGGUCUUCAGUCAAUGAUACUAUGAAAGCUCCUGACAACAGUUCCAUUACAGUUAACAACCUCCCUUCAGGACCAAACACCACACCUGUGACCUCCGUCAUGGAAACAGAUGGUUGGCAUACCACAACCAGAGACAGCUUGGUGGAGCUUACCCCAUAUCAAGAAACAACUUUACAGCCCACCCUGAAAUUCACCAAUAAUUCAAAAAUCUUUCCAAAUACAGAAGACCCCCAAGAAGAGAACAGAAAUACAGGAGUAGUAUUUGGGGCCAUUUUGGGUGCUAUUCUGGGUGCUUCCCUGCUUAGUCUCGUUGGCUACUUGUUGUGUGGAAAAAGGAAAACAGACUCAUUCUCCCAUCGGCGACUUUAUGACGACAGAAAUGAACCAGUUCUGCGACUAGAUAAUGCACCGGAACCUUAUGAUGUGAGUUUUGGGAAUUCCAGCUAUUACAACCCAACUGCGAAUGACUCAUCUACUCCAUCAGGCCUGGAAAAUGCACAUGAUGGCAUUCCUAUGGAUGACAUACCUCCACUUCGUACCUCAGUAUAAAACUAAAAGGGAAAACAGGCUUCUAAUGGCGAUUGUGCACCUACAUUCUGGCCUUUUCAAGUCCAUCUUCCAAAAGCUGAAGUGAGAACACUGCCACGUGGCCUGUGCCAAGGAGAACUGUCAAAGCAUUAGACUAGUGGCAGAAACAAAGAGAGGAUAAAUCAUCUGAAAGUCUUCCUUAUUUACCAUUUUUUGGCUGUGCUGAAUCACCUUAAUUUGUAUUGGGGUCUAUUUUUUUCUUAGUAAGAAAUGUUUAUGGAAUUAGGUAAACCGAAAGAUUUCACCAUGAUUGCCCUGCCUGACAAUUUAAUUUAAAAAAAUGCUUCAAUGAAAAUAGGGACCC